AGAUGGCAUAUACUAUUUCAUAACAUGUUGUAGUGGCGUAUAUUUGAAGUAAUCAGUUAUUAUUAAAAAUUGAAAAAACAAAAAGCAAUUUUAACUGAUAUUUUAAAUUCAAGAUGAAGAGUAGAUUCAGUACACUCGACAUUAGAGCGGUUUUAGCAGAAUUACAAAGAUUCAUAGGUUUACGAGUCAACAACAUAUACGAUGUCGACCACAAGAUCUACUUGAUUAAAUUGGCCAAGCCGGACACUAAAGCAGUGAUUUUAAUUGAAUCGGGUAUUCGGAUACAUAGUACAGAAUUUGAAUGGCCGAAAAACCCAAUGCCGUCAGGAUUCUCUGUAAAACUGCGUAAACACUUGAAAGGCAGGCGUCUUGAAGUAAUAGAACAAAUUGGUUUGGAUAGAAUAAUAGAUUUGCAGUUCGGUUCCGGUGAAGCCGCCUAUCACAUUAUAUUAGAAUUAUACGACAGGGGAAAUAUUAUUCUAACGGAUUUUGAAUACGUAAUCAUGAAUAUUCUGAGACCGAGGACGGACGAAUGUCAAGAUGUUAAAUAUGCUGUUCGAGAAAAAUAUCCAAUAGAUCUUGCUAAAAGCUCUGGUGCUGACCCAAAUAUUGCAGAAAUUCUAGCUAACAGUAAAGAAGGAGAUCCACUGAAGAAAGUUCUAAUACCUCAAUUAGUUUAUGGGCCGGCUUUAAUAGAACAUUCUCUACUGGAAUGCGGAUUGGAUCCAUAUCAGAAAAUAGGCAAAACCUUCAAUGACACAUCUUUAUUGCAAGAUGCACUGCGAAUAUGUGACAAACUGUUUAGAGAGACUUGUCAACCGUGUAAGGGUUACAUUACUCAAAAAUUUGAAAAAAGAGUGACAGGUGGAGACGAUCAAUUAAUAACAUAUAAUGAAUUUCAUCCAUUCAAGUUUAAACAACACGAAAAAAAUUCCCAAAUUGAAUUUGAUUCCUUCGACAAGGCAUGUGAUGAAUUCUUCUCAAAAAGUGAAAGUCAAAAAUUAGAUAUUAAGGCACUGCAACAAGAGAAAGCUGCUUUAAAGAAAUUGAGCAAUGUUAAAAAAGAUCAUGAAAAACGGAUAGAUAAUUUGCAAAAAACACAAGAAAUUGAUCAAAGAAAAGCAGAAUUGAUUCAGAUAAAUUUAGAAUUAGUUGAAAAGGCUAUUAUGAUUGUUCAAAGCGCAUUAGCUAAUCAAAUUGCUUGGGAUGAAAUAGAACGCCUUGUGAAAGAAGCGCAAAAACAAGGAGAUACAAUCGCACUAGCAAUAAAGCAACUGAACCUUGAUAGAAAUCAUAUAACUCUUUUACUUUCGGAACCUUCUCUUAAUGAGGAUGACUAUGAAAAAAAUCCCAGCUUGAAACCUCAAAAAGUUGAAAUCGAUUUAGGUUUAACUACUUUUGCCAAUGCCAGGAAAUACUACGACGAAAAACGGCAAGCUUCGUUAAAAGAAAAAAAGACUAUAGAGGCUUCAUCCAAGGCUUUAAAAAAUGCCGAAAAGAAAACGAAAGAAACUUUAAAGGAAGCCUCAAAAAUAGCCUCUAUUAAUAAAGCCCGAAAAGUUUAUUGGUUUGAGAAGUUCCUCUGGUUUAUUAGUUCCGAGAAUUAUCUUGUAAUAGGCGGCAGAGACUCUCAGCAAAAUGAAAUGAUAGUUAAAAGAUAUAUGCGGUCGAAAGAUGUCUAUGUGCAUGCCGAUCUACACGGGGCUUGUAGUGUCAUUAUAAAAAAUCAUAUGGGAAAUGAGAUGCCGGUUCCACCGAAGACCUUAAAUGAGGCCGGUACAAUGGCCAUAUGCAAUAGUGCCGCCUGGGAUUCUAAAGUAGUAACUAGCGCUUGGUGGGUGAAUCCUAGUCAAGUUUCUAAAACAGCUCCUACAGGGGAAUAUUUGUCAACUGGGGCUUUCAUGAUUAGAGGGAAAAAAAAUUACUUACCCCCGUCUUAUCUUAUUUAUGGUUUCGGGUUCUUAUUUAAAUUGGAUGACGAUUGUAUUGAAAGGCAUAGAGGAGAACGUAAAGUAAGAGUUCUAGAGGAAGAAGACGAAGAAUUGGGAAUCAGUGAAAAGAAUAAGACUGAUUCAGAAAAUAAAAAUGAGGAGGAGCUAAAUAUGGAUGAUGAUGAUAAUGGUGAUAAUGAUGAUAGCGAGGGUGAUAAUGAUGGUGAUAAUAAUGGGUCUUAUGACACCUCGUCCGAAAAUGAAGAUCAGUGUUUUCCCAACACAUCCAUUAAAGUGGAGCUAAAAGCCGAAAAAGGAGCGACUGCUGCGGUUGAAAGAACGGAUAGUAAAUCGGAAGAAUAUGACAAUGCUGACAUAAUCCAUUUAGGCGAUGGUGUCCCACUUGACAUCAGUCGACAGGACUCCCAUUCAAGCUUGAAGGCCGGAGCCAAACUAUCAGCAAAACAGAGAAGAGAGAUGAAAAAAAAACAAAAGAAAGCUGAUGACCCUAGUUUGCAUCACAGUAAGAGCUACGAUGAUACAAAUGAUAAUGAUAAGAUUAAUGAAGAAUUGAUCAAGCAAAGAGACACCACCGAAACAAAACCCUCUGAACGCCAUGAGAGCCAGCAGCCCGUGAAAAGGGGUCAAAAGUCGAAAUUAAAAAAGAUCAAACAAAAAUACGGCGAUCAGGAUGAGGAAGAUAGGGAAAUGCGCAUGAAAAUUCUAGGGUCUAUGGCGAAUGAGGAGAAAAAAUUAAAGGGGAAAAAAGCUAAAGAUGCAAAACGUCAACAACUGCUCGAAGAGAAGAGGGAAAGGCAAGAGCAAGCAAAAAUACGACACCAGCAACGUUUAACAUCUGAAAAGGGUAGUACCCGAAACAUGAAAAUUGAGGCUGAAGAAGAGCAUGAUUCAGGAGAAGACGAGGGGGAUAAUGCCCAACAGGAAAACAUGAAAAUUCUAGAUACGCUUACAGGACAGCCAACGGUAGAGGAUACUUUAUUGUUUGCCAUACCAGUGUGCGCUCCCUAUUCAUCAUUAUCGAAUUACAAAUUCAAAGUAAAAGUAACACCUGGGAACAAUAAGAAAGGGAAAGCAUCGAAAAUGGUAGUCAACGCCUUUCUGGCUGACAAAUCGACAACGUCACGAGAAAAAGAUUUAUUUAAAAGUUUAAAGGAUGUGGACCUAUCUAGAAAUCUACCUGGUAAAGUGCGCAUUACUGCCGCGAACGUUCUCAAGUUACAAAAGGCCAAGAAAAAAUAA
Molecule: messenger RNA, 3191 nt
Organism: Dimorphilus gyrociliatus
Lineage: Eukaryota; Metazoa; Annelida; Polychaeta; Dinophilidae
Source: the annotation of a GenBank genome assembly